GAUCGGGACAGCUAACCGCUUGUCUUGGCAAAUGGCCAAUGGCGCUCUUGCAUCUGGAUAUGUAUAAAACAUGGUCUCGAGGAUAUCCAGAUGAGAUUGUGAGAGCUCCGGUGUCAGGCUUCUACGAUGAAGUCGAUUCUUGUAAUUGCGGCAGCUGCUGUCGCAGUUGCACAGAAUAUCGUGACUUCAGGAACGCACAAUGCACUCACUAAACGCAACACAACGCUUCCCAGCAGCUUCAAAUGGACAUCUACCCAGGCCUUGAUCUAUCCGAAGAACGAUAGCAGAGCAAUUGCAGGUAUCAAAGACCCCUCUAUAAUCUUGGUCAAUGGCACCUACCACGUCUUCGCUAGCACAGCGAAAGUCGAAGAUCCCAGCUACUCUCUCGUCUACUUCAACUUCACUUCCUUCGACAAAGCCGGCUCUGCACCAUUCACCUAUCUUGACCAGUCAGGUAUCAGCACGGGCUAUCGAGCAGCACCAGAAGUAUUCUAUUUCGAACCACAGAAACUCUGGUAUCUCAUCUUCCAAAAUGGCAAUGCAGCCUACAGCACGAACCCCGACAUCAACAAUCCACUCGGCUGGUCAGCCCCAACAGACUUCUACAACGGCACGCCUGCGAUCAUCGAGAACUAUCUCCCCGGUGGCUAUUGGGUCGACAUGUGGGUCAUCUGCGACGACGCACAUUGUCACCUCUUCUCUUCCGACGACAACGGCCGCCUUUUCCGCAGCCAAACGCCCCUCGUCGACUUCCCCAAAGGCAUGAGCGAGCCCGUAAUCGCGCUGGAAGAAGCCUCCAAGUACGACCUCUUCGAGGCGUCCAACGUGUACAGCACCGGCAACUCGUCUUACCUGCUUCUUGUAGAGUGCAUCGGCGUGGCGGGGCGUUACUUCCGGUCGUGGACGAGUUCAGACAUUGCUGGCCCGUGGAGUGCACUUGCUGCGACCGAGGACCAUCCUUUCAUGGGUGAGAAGAACGUGGUCUUUGAAGGUGCGCAGUGGACGAGGAGCAUUAGCCAUGGCGAAGUGAUUAGGACGGAUAUUGAUCAGCAUCUUAGAAUUGAUACGCAUGGAAUAAGGUUCCUGUAUCAGGGCGUGGAUCCGAAAGUGAGCACAGAUUAUAACAACUUGCCGUGGAGACUCGGGCUUCUGACGCAGGUCGAGGACGCGUAGUGGGAUAAGGGAAACGGGACUGCUGAGUGUUACGCAGCUAGUCGUAUUGCGUAUACAAUGGUAAACAACGACUGAGCAGCGCGCGCGGAUACAG
Molecule: messenger RNA, 1267 nt
Organism: Paraphaeosphaeria sporulosa
Lineage: Eukaryota; Fungi; Ascomycota; Dothideomycetes; Pleosporales; Didymosphaeriaceae
Product: alpha-L-arabinofuranosidase precursor
Exons: 1
Coding region: 127-1173 (348 amino acids)
Biological process (GO): L-arabinose metabolic process
Molecular function (GO): alpha-L-arabinofuranosidase activity
Source: RefSeq, a predicted model, not a curated record